Molecule: messenger RNA, 2388 nt
Organism: Cordyceps militaris CM01
Lineage: Eukaryota; Fungi; Ascomycota; Sordariomycetes; Hypocreales; Cordycipitaceae
Product: catalase/peroxidase HPI
Exons: 6
Coding region: 1-2388 (795 amino acids)
Biological process (GO): hydrogen peroxide catabolic process; cellular response to hydrogen peroxide
Cellular component (GO): cytosol
Molecular function (GO): catalase activity; heme binding
Source: RefSeq, a predicted model, not a curated record
AUGCCCUCUCUCAAUCUUCUAGCACUCGCACUGAGUGUGCUGCCACUCACCACAGCAGUCUCCUGCCCAUAUAUUCAAGGAAACGCUCGCUCAGCGAGUCCCAUACAACACCCCGAGGCAAUCAUCGAGCGUCGUGCCAAUGGUGCCUCCGACUUUGGACGGUGCUCGCGCAACAGCAAAGCCGCCGGCGGCGGCACGCGAAGUGCUGAUUUCUGGCCCUGCCAGCUGAACCUAGCUGUCCUGCGCCAAAACGCAGACAAGGUCAACCCUCUUGACGCAGACUUUGACUACGCUGCUGCCUUUACCAAGGUCGAUGUCGCCCAACUUAAAAAGGAUCUGACCAAGCUGCAAACCGACUCGCAAAAGUUUUGGCCUGCUGAUUUCGGCAACUACGGCCCCUUUUGGAUCCGUCUGUCCUGGCACAAUGCCGGCACCUACCGUAUGAUUGACGGCCGUGGCGGCGCCGGUAUGGGCCAGCAGCGCUUUGCGCCCCUCAACAGCUGGCCGGACAAUGGCAGCCUGGACAAGGCCCGUCGGCUGCUCUGGCCCAUUAAGCAAAAGUACGGUAGCGCCCUGUCCUGGGCCGACCUCUUCGUCUACGCCGGCAACGUGGCCAUGGAGAACAUGGGCUUCCCCACUUACGGCUUCGCCUUUGGCCGCGUCGAUACCUGGCAGUCCGACGAAGGCAUCUACUGGGGCAGCGAGCAUGAGUUCUUCCCCAGCCUGAAGAGCAGUGCGGACCGCUACAACGCCAGCACAGACCUCAACGCCCGUGCCGACAAGUUGGAGAGCCCUCUUGGCGCCACCAAUCUCGGCCUGAUCUAUGUCAACCCUGAGGGUCCUGAUGGACACCCUGACCCUGUUGCUUCUGCCAAAGACAUCCGCAUGACUUUCGGUCGCAUGGGCAUGAACGAUGAGGAGACUGUUGCUCUCAUUGCUGGCGGACACGCCUUUGGCAAGACGCACGGUGCCGUUGCGCCCGACAAUAUUGGACCGGACCCCAAUGCCGCUCCUCUUGAGCAACAAGGCUUCGGCUGGAAGAACAGCUUCCAGUCCGGCGUCGGAAACAACAGCUUCACCAGUGGUCUCGAGGUUAUUUGGUCGCGAACUCCCACCAAGUGGACAAAUGAUUUCUUUGGCUCCCUCCUGAACAACAAAUGGACGCUUGUGACAAGCCCUGGCGGCGCCAAGCAGUGGGAGGCUGUCGACGCGAAUGCUUCCCACCCUGAUCCCUUUGACCCUGCCAAAUUCCACAAGCCCACUAUGCUCACGAGUGAUCUUGCUCUCAUCAAUGACCCCGUGUACAAGAACAUCUCGCAGACCUUCCUCGGCGACUUUGACUAUCUUACAAAGAAGUUUGCUCUUGCCUGGUUCAAGCUCCUCCACCGCGACAUGGGGCCUCAGGCACGCUACCUGGGCCCUGAGGUUCCCAAGGAGGCGCCUCUCAUCUGGCAGGACCCCUUGCCUGCUGCCACUGGGAAGACCCCCGGCAGUCGCGAGCUGACCAAGCUCAAGAAGGACAUUCUCGCAACCUCUGGGCUGAACAUUUCCAACCUGGUGACUACCGCUUGGGGCUCGGCCUCGACGUUCCGCAUCUCGGAUAAGCGUGGCGGCGCCAAUGGUGCCCGUAUCGCGCUCAAGCCCCAGAACAGCUUUGCUGCCAAUAACCCGGAUCGUUUGAAAGCUGUCAUCAGCGCUCUGCAAGGAGUGAGGGACAAGUACAACAAGAGCAACAAGAGCAAGCCGAUUUCCCUCGCGGACAUCAUUGUUCUUGGCGGCACAGCUGCUAUCGAAAAGGCCGCUCUUGACGCCGGUCUCACUGUUACCGUGCCCUUUACCGGCGGUCGUGUUGACGCGACCCAGGAUCAGACUGACGAGACUGCUUUUUCAUUCCUCGAGCCCCAGGCCGAUGGCUUCCGCAACUUCGGCAAGGGCACCACCCUUGCCCUCACCGAGGAGCUGCUUGUGGACAAGGCCGCUCUUUUGACUCUGAGCCCGCCUGAGCUGACCGUUCUCAUUGGUGGCUUUCGCGCCCUCGAUGCCAAUUUUGACGGCUCCAAGCACGGCAUCUUCACUGAGCGCCCUCGUCAGCUCACCAACGACUACUUUGUGCACCUGCUCGACGUGAACAACGUUUGGACCGCAGUGGCAGACAGUAACGAGGAGCUCUUCCAGGCAACUAGCAUUGAGGGUGGCGAGGUCAAGUACACGGCAACUCGUGCAGAUCUCAUCUUUGGCUCUCAACCUGAGCUCCGCGCCGUGGCUGAGGUCUACGCUUCCAGCGACGCCAACCAGAAGUUUGCCGAUGACUUUAUCAAGGCUUGGACCAAAGUCAUGGAGCUCGACCGGUACGACAUCAAGGGCCGCAAGCAGAAUAAUGUCCAGUAA